Molecule: messenger RNA, 336 nt
Organism: Loa loa (African eye worm)
Lineage: Eukaryota; Metazoa; Nematoda; Chromadorea; Rhabditida; Onchocercidae
Exons: 1
Source: RefSeq, a predicted model, not a curated record
AUACAUACAGGCAUACAUACACACAUACAGAUACAUACAUACAUACGUGCACACAUACAGAUACAUACAGGCAUACAUACACACAUACAGAUACAUACAUACAUACAUGCACACAUACAGAUACAUACAGGCAUACAUACACACAUACAGAUACAUACAUACAUACAUACUGAUACAUACAUAGAUACAUACUUACAUACACACAUACAUACACACAUACAGAUACAUACAUACAUGCUUACUGAAAACAUUAGGUAUGGUUCUAUUUGUUUAAAAACUAUGCUUAAUUUUUGUGAAAUUUCAUUCAUGAAUUUAUUGGGCAUAAUUGAUCUUUGA